Molecule: messenger RNA, 211 nt
Organism: Perkinsus marinus ATCC 50983
Lineage: Eukaryota; Perkinsozoa; Perkinsida; Perkinsidae
Exons: 3
Source: RefSeq, a predicted model, not a curated record
AUGGCAUACCCCGAUUCUGGUGUACUGCAUAGGGAGAAGUUCUAUUGGGUCAAAAUUGAAGACCACGAUGCAUCGGCUGUACUCUUCCGCUCUCAAUGGGGGUUCGUGGGAUUCUUCCUUUUCGUGCAAGCCUGGUUUAAAGUUCUGCGGUUCGUAUUUCGCCCGGAUAAAAUGAAGGAUCUGCCGCCUAGAAGACCUCUCAAGAUCAAGA